Zerene cesonia (dogface butterfly) is the source of this 2132-nucleotide messenger RNA. Its product is annotated as glucose dehydrogenase [FAD, quinone]-like. The transcript is spliced from 4 exons. The record is from RefSeq and is a predicted model, not a curated record. NCBI's taxonomy places the organism in Eukaryota, Metazoa, Arthropoda, Insecta, Lepidoptera, Pieridae. Gene Ontology annotation, molecular function: flavin adenine dinucleotide binding; oxidoreductase activity, acting on CH-OH group of donors. Bases 303 to 2057 code for a protein of 584 amino acids.
CGAAACACCUUCAUAAUCUCCGUCGCACUUGAAUAACAAUGGCAUGUAUUUUGUUGGACGAUCUUUAUUUCAUAUCGACGCUGGUUUUUUUAAAUAUCCUUGUUAUUUAUUGUGCGUGUUGGUGGCGCGCGCGCAGUACUGAAAAGUACCUGCCAAAAUGGACAGAAAUUACCGUAUAAUACCAUAUAUUACGUGCGUAUUUGAAAUAAUUAGUUUAAUCUGUUCUGUGUUUCCACAUGGAGUGUCAGUGAAAGUGAAGAGGCUCUGAUAACCCAACGUGAGGAUCGAUAAGGUAACGAAACAUGGACGCAGCAAGUGCGGUCGCGAGCGUAGUCUCGUUGCAGAAAGCUUUCGCCGUGCUGUCCACGUUGGCGCUCACAGCAUACCUCUUUCCUAGACAGGGUGAAGUAUCGGAUCUGGACCACUUCGAUUUCAUAAUAGUGGGUGCGGGGUCGGCGGGCUGCGUGCUGGCGGCGCGCCUGAGCGCGUGCGGCCGCCGCGUGCUUCUGCUGGAGGCGGGGGGGGACCCGCCGAUAGAAUCCAUUAAACCAGGAUUAUUUAAUUAUUUGCCCAAAACACCUUACGAUUACAAUUAUACUUCAGAAAAUGACAACUUUACAUAUCAAACACACAAAACAAAAACUCUGAACCUGACGAGCGGCCAUGUCCUCGGCGGCGGCAGCAGCGUCAACUACAUGAUGUACGUGCGAGGAUGUCCGGGCGACUACCAGCGCUGGGCGGACGCAGCUCAGGACGACACCUGGAACUGGCCUGGCGUCUAUCCGUACUUCAUCAGAAGCGAGAAUCUGCAAAGUGACGAACUCCGCCGCUCCCCGUACGUCCUAUAUCACGGAACUGAAGGCGUCUUAAAAGUAACGAGAGAGACGAAUCGGGACAUUUACAGAUUUAUAAACAGCUUUGAGGAAGUGGGAAAACCAUCCGUCGUCGAUAUCAACGGCCCGUACACACAGGGCUAUACGCCUGCCUUGUUCACCAUAGCCGAUGGAGUCCGACAAUCAACAGCCUACUCGUUUUUAUCGAGUCUAAAACAUAGGCGUAACUUAGUGGUCCGGAAGAAUAGCUUCGUCACCAAAAUAAUUAUCGACGACGAGAACGUGGCGACUGGAGUUGAGUUUCAGACACAGGAUGGAAAAACGUUACGGGCGUUGGCGCGGCGAGAAGUGGUUGUGUCAGCAGGAUCCUUCAACAGCGCGCGCCUUCUCAUGCUGUCAGGGGUGGGCCCGCGCGACCAGCUCGAGCCACUCGGUAUACCCAUCAAGAGCGAGCUGCCGGUCGGCCACCACUAUCAAGACCAUGUAAUCGUUGUGAUAUCGAUUAAGACGGAGAAAUCUCACGCUCCGCCACCUCCGUUAAAUCCCAAUAAGCUGCCGUUUCCUCUCUUCACUGGCUUUGUAUCGUUGGAUGAUCAUGAAUUGUGUCCGCAAUAUCAAACCGCGAUAUUCGAUAUCCCUAACGACAGCCCGGCGCCGUUGCAGCUGUGCGCGUUCAACUUUGGAUUUGACGAUUACAUUUGCAACAAUCUGUUCGACGCGGGCAAAGGUCGAAACACGCUUUUUACGAAUCUUAACAUCUUACACCCCAGAUCAACGGGUCGCGUGAAACUACGCAGCAAAGAUCCGAGGGACCCGCCUAUAGUUAUACCCGGAACGUUUUCAGACAAAAGGGAUCUUGAGGAUUUGGUUCGAUACGUCGAAGAUUUCACUAAGGUUUUAAACUCCACUUACAUGAGGAGCAUCAAGGCUGAGUUUGUCGACUUGACGUCUCCUAAAUGUUCGGAGUUUGAGUACGGCAGUACGGAAUUCUGGCGCUGCUACGUGCUGGCCACGUCGACGACGAUGUACCACUAUGUGGGUACGUGCAAGCUGGGCGCGGUGGUGGACGCGCAGCUGCGCGUGCGCGGCGUGCGCAACCUGCGCGUGGCCGACGCCAGCGUCAUACCGUACCUGCCCAGCGGGAACAUCAACGCGCCUGUCAUCAUGAUUGCGGAGAAGGCAGCAGAUUUCAUUAAGAGCGAUCACCAUUGUUUGCGUCUGUGAAGUAAUAUUUUUCGCUACAAAUCAAAACUUUUCCUUAAGUUUAAAGUUAUUUUGUAUAUUUAUUAUACACUUUAC